Messenger RNA from Solea senegalensis (Senegalese sole), 4840 nucleotides. It is a transcript of the gene egf, whose product is annotated as epidermal growth factor. The record is from RefSeq and is a predicted model, not a curated record. The coding region runs from base 254 to 3655 and encodes 1133 amino acids. The transcript has 23 exons. Gene Ontology annotation, molecular function: calcium ion binding. Lineage: Eukaryota; Metazoa; Chordata; Actinopteri; Pleuronectiformes; Soleidae.
AUCUUUAGUCCUCCAUCUCUUCAUUGAGGGGUUUUUUACGUCCGUCUCAUCUUUUAGUGGGGACAUCUCCUGGUAUGCAAAGCUCCGCUGUCUCUCAAAAGGUUGAAGCCUUGGACAAAGAUGCCAACACUUUAUAAGCAGAUGUUGCUUUAUUUGGGAGAAUUCUUGUGCACCAGCUCCGACAGUGGGAAUGCCUGAGAAAGACUGAAGUGCAGUGCAACUCCCAAAGCAAAAGAGGGUGAGGCCAAGGAUUAUGUUGCCUGCAACGAUCACGGCAGCGCUGAUCUUUUUCAUGGUGCAAAGAUCUGGAGCCUUGGCCCCUGGAACAGCAUGCUGGGACGAACGUCUGUCACGAGCGGGGAGAAACAGCAGCUGUGUGGCUUCACAGCCUUUCCUGAUAUUUGGUCACGGUAAAGCCAUUCACCGGAUGGACCUCGACGGAAAGAACCACAGAAGGCUUGUGGCCGGCGUGGGAAGCUCGAUGCUGUUCGACUUUCAUUUCAGAGAAGAGGAAGUUUAUUGGGCCGACACACACAGUGGGAUCAUCUACAAAGCGUCAGUGAGGGGAGCACACAAACAGAAACUUUACUCGUCUGACAAACACAUUUCGGGUCUUGCAGUGGACUGGGUCGGUAACUCUGUGUAUUGGGCGAGUCAAGAAAAGGGAAAAAUUAAGAGAAUGGACUUGAAUGGGAAAAAUGAGAGAACAGUUUUGAGACACUUGAUCCAACCGAGUUCUGUAAUAGUCGAGCCCACUAACAGGUUAAUUUUUUGGCUGUCUGGUGGAACGAGUCCAAGUAUCCGACGGUCCGACGCGACGGGGCAGGUGAAAGCGACGCUUGUGAAGAUUCAGGAAGAACUGAAAACACUGACAAUCGACCGACAAGACGGACGGCUGUUCUGGGUUCAGUUUGGUCUGCAGGGAGAGAGUGCCAUCGCCUCUUGUGAUUACAACGGAAACGGCCUUCAAGUCAUAGAUCAGCCACUUUGGUCUCCGACACUGGAGAUAUCAGUUUUCCGGGAGUACUUGUACUACACCGACGCUGCAUCUCGGGCUAUAAAGCAAGUGGACAAGUACAGUGGUGGAAAGCCGGUGGAUGUUAAUAAAAGACAAAUGGCGAAACCCCCUGUUCACAUUAAGGUGGUACAUCCCCUCAACCAGCCGUUGACAGAUCCCCUCUCGUCAUUCACAGGUUGCGACAAACGCGGUGGAAACUGUGUGAACAUUUGCUCGAACCAAGCUGAGCAAGGGGUUUGUCAGUGCGAUGAGGGCUUUUCUCUCAGUCAGCAAGGCACUUACUGUGAAGAUGUAAAUGAAUGUGCCCACUGGAACCACGGAUGCUCUCUUGGCUGUGAAAACAUCCCAGGCUCUUAUUUCUGUACGUGUCCGAAAGGAUACGCCCUCCUGCCAGACAGGAAGACGUGUCGAGAGAUCACACCAUGUGACGGCAAUGAUAUGACUAAGAAGUGUGGCCACGGAUGUCUGAUGACAGAUGAGGGCGUGGUCUGCGUGUGUCCUCAGGGAUCUAUACUACAGGAGGAUGGACACGCCUGUACUGGCUGCACAUCAUCAGAUCUGGGAGGCUGCAGUCAGGUCUGCACUCCCAUCAGCCCCAGUAAGUGGCAGUGUGAAUGUCUGCCUGGCUACCAGCUCCACCAUGAUGGCAUGCGGUGCAUUGCAACCGGACCACCUCCCUAUUUGCUGGUUGCUAAUUUAGUUGACGUGCGGAGAAUUAAUCCUGAUGGCACCGGUGACCAAAUCCUGGUGGACGAGCCCAGAGGAGCAAUCACAGCUUUGGACUACGACCCACUCCAGAACAAAGUGUACUUCACUAGUUUAAGCCGAAAGACAAUCGAGUGGAUCGAUCUGAACGGCCAAUCCAAAGGCAUCGUUGUCUCUGAGGAUCUGAGCUCUCCGGAGGGACUGGCGAUCGACUGGGUCAACCGCAGGAUGUACUGGACUGAUGAGAGCCGCUCAACUGUUGACUCCAGUACCUUGUUCGGACUAAACAGAGAAACUAUUGUGACCAAAGGAGUGGAAAAACCCAGAGGAAUCGCAGUUCAUCCUCUGGCAAAGAAGUUGUUCUGGACUGAUAUCGGAGCCCAGCCUGUGGUGGAAAGUGUCUCUCUGGACGGUAAAGACCGACGCGUCAUCGCAAGCACCAACCUUGUGUCGCCGAGCGGCCUGGCCAUCGACUUCACCGACGAGCGUCUGUUCUGGUGCGACCAGCAGAGCGGUCGGGUAGAGACCGCUGCCCUGGACGGCUCCGACCGAAGAGCCCUGUUAGAGAACCAAGUAGGUCGACCUUUUGCCCUCGCGGUAUUUGAGGACGGGCUCUGGAUCUCGGAUCGCGAGCACCAGCAGCUGAGAAGCGUACACAAGCGGACAGGGAAGAAACUGCAAAGUAUCCAUGGCAACACGGUCCAAGCGACAUCCAUUGUGAUUGUCCAUCCGCUUGCUAAACCAGGGGCAGAUGUUUGUCUUCAUCAGAACGGCGGUUGUUCCCAAAUGUGUGAAAGCAAACUAGGAUUUGCCCUCUGCUCCUGUCUAACACACUACCUCUUCUCAGCUGAUGGGAAAACUUGCUUUCCCGGUGAUGAUACAAAUGGAACAGUAACAGAAUCUGGAGACAGUGAAUCCAGCGAGCCGACUCUGUUCACAGACAAGAUGGUUUCAGACCAGGAUGAGUGUUACUCACAGCGCUGCGACGUGAAUGCAGAGUGCCUGAUUCAGGCGGGCAGUCCCACCUGCUUGUGUCUGCAAGGUUUCACAGGCGAUGGGCAGUCGUGUGUAGACAUUGAUGAAUGUAAACUGGGAACACACAACUGCAACAAAAACGAAGAGUGCCAAAACACCUUGGGGAAAUAUCUCUGCAAAUGUCGGGCUGGAUAUCACCCCAACGGACAAACUUGUCAAGAGCUGCAGGCUACAUCAUCGUCGUCGUCAUGGGUGACAACCGGUAGCCCUGCCGAUGUCACAUCCCAACACCACGACAGCAACUCGUUCGAGAGCUGCCCCUCCAGCCACGAGUCCUACUGUCUGUACCAGGGCGUCUGCUUCUACUUCCCUGAAAUGGAGUCCUACGCCUGCAACUGUCUGCCCGGAUACAUGGGCGAGCGUUGUCAGUUCAGCGACUUGGAGUGGUGGGAGCUUCAACAGGCCGAGACACAGAAGAGGAAAAACGUGGUCAUCGCCUCGUGUAUGGUGGGCCUGCUCUGCCUGCUUUCCAUCACUGCCUGUGUCACCUACUGCUACGGAACCAGAAAACUCUUCCGCAAACAGCCGUCAGUGGAUAACGUGAGUGAGACCAGCGUGACAGAUGAGAGCAUGUCAGAAACCACCACCACCAGCGUGCCUCGGUUCUACAUGCUGAUAGAAAACGGCACGGGAGGAAAAGUCGCCUCUGCUACGAGUUGUCCGCGGAGAGCCGUGUGCCCAUCGUGCUCCUCAGAGACGGGUGACGAGUCAGAAACGUUGUCCAAACACAACAGAGGGUACGAGUGUUCGAUGGCGUCGGCUGUCGCCAUGGAGGUCGACGAAUCCACAGCCUGUCAUUCAAGUCCGUCACUGUCACUAUCAAGCUCGUAUUCUUGUACAACUUUCAAACCAGCUGCCCUCUCCCAAACAACAAACCCAGAGCCGUCUGCUUCCUAGAUGGGCCGAGAGAUUAAAAUGUCUGUAAAUGAAGAGGUCCAUUCCAGCAGUAAAGGGCCAAAGUGUGACAUUAGUAGAGUUUAUUGGCAGAAAUUAAAUAUACUAACACAUAGCCUUAGCCUUUUAUACGUACUUAACGCAAGGGCCUUGCUUAAUAAAGGAUGGACAAAACAGCCAGUGUAAGCUUAAGGUGGAAAAAUUACAUCCUUUUUGGUCACUGAGGUCACUGUAGCUUGGGAAAGGUUAGGAGUGAGUGGUGGAGUCUUCCAUUUGUUGCACGCUGCAGUCUCACCAUUAGAUCUCACUAAUUAUUAUUAUUAUACACUGGACCCUUUGAACACAGAAAAUACCUGAAUAACAUUGAAAAAUUAAACUGUGGAUGAUCAUUAUCAGUGUGCUCUGGAUCGUAGUCGUAUUACGCAUUAUCGUCAAUCUCUGAUUCUUAGUUAUUCCAGGAUUUAGUGAAGAUUAGAAUACAAACGUCUUUAUUAGUUGGGUUGAAACUCGCCAUCAGACUAACUGACAACAUUUUUACUGUGUACAAUACAUGUGUACAGUCUGUUAUAUACAUUAUUAACAUACAUAUGUACAUAAUCAUGCGUCGUACAAGCUCAUGUACUUGAAUAAUAACACAAACACAGCCGAACCGGUAAAUACAGAAAAGUAAAUAUCAAUUCCACUGCUUGCUUAUGAAAAUGUCGAAUUCACCUGUGGGUGUUUCAGUGUUUGCUUAGCUUUAUGUUUCCUACUAAAAAAUAAACAACAAAUAAAAUAAAGAUUGUUUAAAAUUGGUUUUAAGUAUACUAGUACAAUUUAUCCGUCAUCUGUUAUCUUCUCGACUGCUUGAUUAGUUGUUUCCCCAACUCUCAAAAUAACAAUGUUCUCAAGUGUCUUGUUUUGUCCACAAACCAGAAAAUAUUCACAUUUAAAGAUGGCCUGAUCAAUUUAUUAAAUAUGUGACAAUGGCCCUUCAUUUGUUGGAUUAAGUGUGAUCUUAGGAGAGAAACUAGAUGCUAACUUCUUGUUUAAUUCAUAAAGGGACACAUAUUUACAACUGUAUAUACAGUAUUAUGGAGUAAUGACAAAUGCGAGGCAGUGAAGUGAUUUAAAGAGCGUAUUCUACUCUCAUUGUCUGUCACAGCACUAAUGUUCUAUAACUGGAAAAAGAGAACUGUGAAAUGAAAA